CUGCACUCUUUCGCGGUCAAAGCAAACCCUGUGGGCCGUCUCUUGGAGAUUAUCCGCGAUGCCGGUCUGGGCGCGGAGGUCGCUUCCUUGGGUGAGCUGCGCCAGGCUCUGGCAUGCGGCUUCCCGCCCCACCGCGUGGUGUUUGACUCGCCCAUCAAGACCGUCCAGGAGCUGCGAUUCGCGCUGCAAGCCGGUGUACGGCUGAAUCUGGAUAACAUGCAGGAGGUGGAGCGAGUGGCCGCGCUGCUUCGGGAGCUGCCGCCCGAGCCGGCGGGAGGGCCGGAGCGAAUCAUCGGGCUGCGCAUCAAUCCCCAGGUUGGUGAGGGCCGCAUCGCCGCCCUCUCCACCGCCGGCCGCGUCUCCAAGUUCGGAGUGCCGCUCGGGGAGGCGCGCUCCGAGGUUCUGACUGCGUUCGCACGCCACCCCUGGCUCAACGCACUGCACCUGCAUGUGGGCUCACAGGGUGUACCGCUGGAGUUGACGGUGGAGGGCGUGGCGCGCGUGUGGGAGCUGGCGCAGGAGAUUGAGGCGACUUGCAGCAGCGGCAGCAGCGGCAGUGGUGGCAGCCUCAGCAGCUCUGCCAACAACGCCGAUGGGGCCGGCAGCAGCAGUCUGCAGGAGGACGCUGCUGAUGUCGCAGAUGGGCUGCCCUCCGUCCAAAGCCUCAGCGAGGUAGCUGUGGGACAGCAGCAGCGGCAGCAGCAGCAGCAGCAGCGGCAGCAACCGGGAAGGCGAAGGCUGCUUGCUUUUGAUAUUGGCGGUGGGCUGCCUGUGCAGUACGGCAGCGAUGACCUGGGAUGGCUGCUGGGGGCAGAUGGUGCGGCAAGAGAGGGGCUGGCGACGGUGGUGGCAGAGGCACAGGGAGGACAGAAGCCGGUUUCGGAGGCGGCAUCAGCAGGAGGGACAGGAGCAGCAGCAGUAGCAGCGGCAGCAGGAGAGAUGGAAGCGGGUUGCAGCGUCUUUGAGCGGUACGUAACGCUCCUGCGCCGUCGCCUUCCCGACCUAUUCGCAUCUGGACAAUCCGUCUGCUGUAGAGCUGGGAAUGCCUCGAACGGCGCCGUUGAUGACGGCGAAGCCGACGUGAACACUCCGCCACCACUGCUGCAACCGCCACUCCUACCGCCGCUGCCGCCGCCGCAACUUGUGACGGAGUUUGGUCGCUGUCUGGUGGCUAAGAGCGCCUUCGCAGCAGGCCGAGUGGAGUACGUCAAGGAGUGCGGCGGGCGGCGGGUGGUGGUUUCGGGGCUCGGAGGCGACCUCCUGGUGCGAGCGGUCUACCUGCCGGACACCUGGCCGGUGCGGGUGGAGCUGUGCGGACCCAUGGGUCACUUGAAGCACCCGCAUGCGGACCCUGCGGCUGCUGCUCCAUGCAGCCUGCCGCAACAGCAACAACUGCAGCAGAACCCGCAAGGUGACGCCCACGAACAAGCGGAACGGUCCGCAUUGUCAACACCAUCAUCAACAACCGCAUUGCCUUUGCCAUCGUCAACGGCAGCAGCUACCACAGCAGCAGGGGAAGCGGAUGCGGAUGCGGGUCCCAGCGCCAUGGCUCCCACCGACGUCGUGGGCCCGCUGUGUUUCCAGGGCGACCGGCUGGCUGAGGCGGUGUCGCUGCCGCCUGUGGCUCCAGGUGACUGGGUGGUGGUGCCGGAUGUGGGCGCCUACUGCCUGUCCAUGUACUCCCGGUACAACAGCCGCUGCUCGCCACCCGUCUUGGGCUUCAG
Messenger RNA from Astrephomene gubernaculifera, 1724 nucleotides. The record is from the annotation of a GenBank genome assembly. NCBI's taxonomy places the organism in Eukaryota, Viridiplantae, Chlorophyta, Chlorophyceae, Chlamydomonadales, Astrephomenaceae.